AUGCCCAUCCUCGAGUUUGAAAGCCGAGGGGGCCUGAGCCUGAUGGAGCGAUUCAGGACAGCACGGGAUAUGAUCACCUCUUCGCAAAGCAGGGAGAUGCUGCGACAUUUGUUUGUUUGGCUCAGAUUCUCCCAAACCAGACAGCUCUCAUGGCAAAGGAGGCACAACACAAAGCCUAGAGAGCUUGCCGAUGAAAUCCAAAUCCUGUCGGAGGUGGUAGCCAAAUACUGGAAGUCCUCACAGUCAGCGUCUGAUCGCGAUAUUCUUCGUAUGAUGCUGUCUACCAUCCCAAGAGGAGGAGGCGACGGACAGAGGAUCCGAGAUGAGAUCCUGGUGAUCAUGAGGAAGUUCGAGAUCAAGAAGAGGAAGGGAACGUGGAUGGAGGAAUGGCAUCAAAAGUUGCACAACAACUGCACUCCUGAUGACAUCUACAUCUGCGAGGCUUACAUCAAAUUCUUGCAAUCUAAUGGAGAUCUCAAAGCAUUCUACAGUCACCUCAGCAAAUUUGGGCUUGACAAGCAGCGAUUGCAAACAUUUGAGAGGCCCAUUCUACAAGAUCCGAUCUUCUUUCCUUCCAUCAAGAAUGGAUUGAUCAACGAGCUCAGCAACUACCUCCAAAUCCUCAAAUCCGUUCACGCAGGAGCUGAUCUCGAGCACUCGCAUGAUCUCUGCAGAGGUUUCCUCCCCGGGAAUCUCAACGCUCUUGUGGAGGCAGUGAAGGUGGAGAGGACCCAUCCUUCUCCUGCCUACCAGGAGACUUUCACCUCCUUCUUCAACUCCGUUGCUGCUCGCCGAUUGCUCUGGGAAUCAAUUCUUCAUGAGCAGCAUGUUCCCAAGGUGCGCGACCUGCUCUACCUCGACAUCGCUCUACAGGAUCAGAGCAGGAUGAUGGUGGAGGGAGUUCUCUCAACGUCGAGCUCGGUGGACGAGGACCUUGACUCUUCCCUGCUUUCCCUGACCUCAGAGCUCGUCGAGAUUCUUCGUGACUGGAGCAGUCUCCUCCAGACGGUGGGGAUCAACAUGGAGGAGUGGAAGAGCAAAUCUCACCGGCAUGCGCUGCUUGCCGCAGCGUAUCUCGAUCGCCUGGAGAGGAUGCUGAGCCAGCUGGCCGACCGCUGUCACCGCCUAUUCCAGCCCAUAGCCGAGCAGCUGGGUGGAAGCAUAAGGAGAAGAAACCCGGACAAGACCCCCGAGACCUGGAACAUCGCCAUGUUCACUGAGGGAGUGGUGCGAGGAGGAGUCGGGUUCGCCGUUUCUCUCAUCCAUCAGAAGGCUGUUCAGGCCUUCCGCAGGUCAGGAGUGCUGCCGUCAUGGCAGGUCAUCUCGCCUGGAAGCAGGAGGGCUAGAGGAGUUGUCAUGAUCGCCGAUGUCAAGGACGUGCAGUUCAAGAGCUUUGACUGCCCGACAGUCCUCUUGUCAAGUCGAGUAAGCGGAGAGGAAGAGAUACCCGAGGGAGUGGUGGCGGUUAUAACGCAGGACUCUCCUGACGUCCUGUCACACAUAGCUGUGAGGGCGAGGAACACCCACGUGAUGUUCGCGUCCUGCUUCGACCUGGCAUCCUUCCAUCAGUUCCUCGACUUCGAUGGGAAGGAUGUUGUCUGUCAGGUGCUGGAGCAGCGGGUCUCGAUCGAGAUGGCAGAAGGAGCGAUGGAUGACAUGGUGGACUCGCAUACAUCACAUGGUUCCUCUCGACGGAUGGAGGAGGAGGAGGAAGAGCGCUCGACACCUCCGUCCAAGUUCGUCUACCUCGAAUCAGAGAUUCUUGAGGAGGGCAAGAAGGUUGCAGGAGGCAAGACCAUGAACUUGCUCAACGUAAGGAGGAGGCUGCCAGACUGGAUCAAGACACCGAAAUCAGCUUUGAUACCCUUUGGGGUCUUCCAGUACGUCUUGCAGCAUCAGGAUAACAGGGACAGUCAGCGCAAGUACGCGGAGAUUGUGAAGCAGCUGGGGGUUCUCGAUGCGGAGGACAUCCCAAGUAAGCUGCAAGACAUCAAGAACAUCAUCCUCGAUCUCAAGGUGCCCGACGAGGUCAGAGCCGACAUAGCUCGCAGCCUUCAAGAUGGAGUCUUCAGGCAGGUCGUCGUCGACGAGCAAGAGUCGCUAGACUGUAUCAAAAGGGUCUGGUCGUCAGUGUGGAACGAGCGAGCUUUUCUCUCUUGUAAGAAGGCCGGGAUCUCCAACGAGAGGAUCAGAAUGGCUGUCCUGCUCCAGCAGAUCGUCGAGGCUGAGUAUGCGUUCGUUGUCCACACGGUCAACCCGCUCAACCUGGACCCUUCAGAGAUCUACAUCGAGAUCGCAAAGGGCCAUGGCGAGGCUAUCGUCGGCAACUUCCCAGGACGCUCCCUCAGUGUUGUGUGCAGAAGGGGAAGCCAUGAGGUCCUGAGGAUAGAGAGCAUGCCUAGCAAGAGCGUCAUGCUGCGAGCAAGAGGACUCGUCUUCCGCUCUGAUUCAGACGCGGAGGACCUUCAUGACUUCGCUGGCGCCGGGCUCUUCGACAGCGUGCCCCUGGUCGACUACGAGCGCGAGAUCAUCGGGUACAGGAAGGAUCCGAUCAUUCAGACGACUAGCGAGCUGGACAAGUUGGUGAUGAACAUCUGCAAGCUGGCAGAGGAGGUGGAGGGGGCGAUGGGAGGAAAGCCGCAGGACAUCGAGGGAUGCUGGUCGGGAGGGUCCCCGUACGUCGUGCAGUCUCGUCCUCAGGUGAAGAGGAUACGUUCACUUCAUGAUCUGAUGUUGCCGCGUUCCAGGUCGGGGUUUGAACGAGAACGAGGAUUCGAAUGCGAAGAGUGUGGAUACGUGUAA
This is a messenger RNA of Guillardia theta CCMP2712, 2802 nucleotides long. RefSeq lists its product as hypothetical. The transcript is spliced from 3 exons. Gene Ontology annotation, biological process: phosphorylation. The record is from RefSeq and is a predicted model, not a curated record. Lineage: Eukaryota; Cryptophyceae; Pyrenomonadales; Geminigeraceae. The coding region runs from base 1 to 2802 and encodes 933 amino acids. Gene Ontology annotation, molecular function: ATP binding; kinase activity.